AUGGGUUGGAAGAGCGCCUUUGUCGCCAGAGGAAAUUCAGAGAGUCGGUCCCCAGGCACGCAGCAAAUUCUCAACCUAUGGGAAUGGGGAAAGGACAUCACCAACCCGGAAGCUCUGUGGGGUGACGAGAUAGAAUACCUGAUAGUAGAUUUGGACCCUUCAUGGUCUCGUGCAACGGUGUUGUUGUGCCAGGAGAGUAUCCUGCAGCAAUGGGAUAAGCAAACUAACGAAAAGUCAAGACGGGCUUUGAUCAAGAGCCUCUUGGGACCUUCUCAAUACCCACUAACCAUUGCUUCCUUCCCCCGCUUGGGUGUUAAGGGUCAAUACUCGACUCCUCACUACGCACCCUCACAGAGCAAUAUUCACUACAGAAUGCUACCCCCUCAAUUACUUUCACCGGCUCUUCGCCAUGUCUAUAUGGCACAAAAGAUCCUCGGCCGACGGCAACGUCCGAUAGGGGUCCACGUUCCACUAUUUCAAGAUAGAGACACCCCGAGGUCUUUUUUGGACGACCCGUUUUCAUCCAAAAAGCCAGAAAAAGAGGAUAAUUGCGUCUAUCUUGAAGGCCAAGGGUUCGGCUGUGGAUGUUGCGCCUUGCAGACCACCUUUCAGACUGAGACUGAGCGCGACGCGAGGUGGCUACAUGAUCAAUUGGUCAUACUUGGUCCUACCAUGAUGGCUCUAACUGCCGCAACACCUAUAUUUAAGGGGUUUCUAGUCAAUACAGACUCCCGGUGGAACUGCUUGGUGGCAAGUCUCGACGACCGCACCCAGACGGAAGUUUCCGACUUCAUCACGGCCUCUAAAACAUGUUGCUCCGUUCCGCUAACACGCUGGUCCUCCAACCGAGUGUACCUCUCUCAUGAACGGCCACCAGACAUAGCAAAUGCCUGCAGACAAGUUAGGGUUGACGAAAGUGCAAGGCAACAACUUCUAGAGGGAGGCAUGGAUGAAUCCAUCGCAUUGUACUUCUCGCACAUUAUAUGGUAUGAUCCAUUGUGCCUGAGUCAAGAUGAUAUCGACUCCAUGAGCCCAGAGACCACCCAUAUCCUCCAGAAAUUCCAACACGGGGUGUGGCACCAUGUGCACCUGAAAAUGCCUGAUGCAAGCAUAGGAGCCGGAUGGCGCGUCGAGUUCCGGCCCAUGGAAGUCCAACCCAAGGAUUCGGAAAACGCGGCAUUUUCGGUGUUCAUGUUCCUGUUAUCUCGGGCUAUUGUGACGUAUCGACUCAAUUUUUAUAUCCCUAUUGAAUUAGUGACGGAGUCCAUGCAGCGAGCCCAAAGCCUCGACGCGGUGACUAAGGAACGCUUUUGGUUCCGGCGACGAGGCUGGGCUCCGGAUGGGCUGGAUUCUAUUCAGUGCCACCCUCAAAACGGCUGCGCUCAUACACUAGACGAAUCUACGGAUGGCGCAUAUACCCUAAUGACCAUGGAUGAGAUAAUCAACGGCGAGCGCUCGACUUCACCAGCCCGAUUCCCUGGGUUGGUUGCCAUUGUUCGGUCGUAUUUGUUGGACAGGGAAUUGCUUCCCAAUGAAGAAGCCAAGUUGAUAGGAUAUCUUAACCUCAUCAGUUGUCGCGCGAGUGGUAGUCUACCCACCCCAGCGAGAUGGAUGAGGAACUUUGUUGCUGAGCAUGAGGACUACCAGCAUGAUAGCGUCGUGACCGAGAAGAUAUGUUACGAUAUGUUGAAAGAAGUUGCCAAAAUGAAUGAAGCUGAUUGA
This is a messenger RNA of Aspergillus alliaceus, 1722 nucleotides long. RefSeq names its product glutamate--cysteine ligase. Gene Ontology annotation, biological process: glutathione biosynthetic process. Gene Ontology annotation, molecular function: glutamate-cysteine ligase activity. Bases 1 to 1722 code for a protein of 573 amino acids. The transcript has 4 exons. The record is from RefSeq and is a predicted model, not a curated record. NCBI's taxonomy places the organism in Eukaryota, Fungi, Ascomycota, Eurotiomycetes, Eurotiales, Aspergillaceae.